AUGUCUACUCCAACCCCAGGAGGGUUCUCGCUAUUCCCGAACCCAAACUCUUCCAAACCACCACCAACUUCACGGAACCAAACUCCUCGACCUCGUCGUUCGGAAUCUCGUGAACGGGAUUUACGAUCUGUUACACCACAGGCCAUGGCUUCUGAAACACCUGAGCCUGUCUCGCCGCCGAGAAAUGGACGACAGACGCCACAGAAUAGGUCCCAGACACCUCAGAGAUCUCAAACACCACAAAACAGAUCACAGACGCCUCAAAGUACAUCACCACAGAAUAGAUCACAUACCCCAAUCGAAUUCGAUCCUAUUCGCCAACAAGCUGAACCAAAACCUGUCAAAGUCCAAAGACCAAGGCCAACCGUCCAAAUCCCAGGUCGUGCUGAUACAGGCAACAUCCAAGGCCCCACGCUCGUCCGCAGCAGCAGUGAUCGAUCACGAAGUUCCAUAGCGAAACCUCCUCUGGGUGGUGAAUCCACUGCGCAACCUCUUCGAUCCAUCUUUCCAGCGUAUAACCCAGACUUGCCGCUGAACCAGCAAAAUUAUGUUCCCACAGAGACUCGACCUGCCGAAAUCCCACGAGCAGUUAUUAGUCGGCAGACAUACCAUGAAACACCAGCCGGAGCUGCACCUCGAAAUGCGCCUGUUCGAAGUCCUAUUAUUAGUCCCAUGAGCAUUCAAUCUACGCAGCCUUCGUGGCCUCAUCGUGCUGUUCAGCAACAGGAGCCCCCUCUAAUUCCGACGGUUAGUUCGAAUGAACUUCUCAAGAGUUACUGGAAAGUUGCGAAUGGAUGGCAGGCUUCACCAUCAGAGGGAAGAGUGUACUGCAUGAAGUUGACGCAGGAAAAAGAUGCGCCUGUUUACAGUCUUUCGUCUGCGACACAGCCUUUUUAUAACCUGCGCUUGGAUCCAACUUCGGCAUCGGCAUAUGUGACUCUUACGAGACAUGACCCCAACAAACCUUACAAAGCACCCAAGCCUGAAGCAAGUUCUUCAGCGAGCAGUAUUAUUAGUGGUGUUGUCGGACACAGCUCGGGAAGCAAAGUCACCGACACGAAGCAUUGGCAAGAAGCUCUUACUACGACUCUGGAAGAAGAGACGCGAAGACAUCCCCCCAACGAUGGUCUCGUUGCACUUCUUAUGCCUACACCAGCUACAAAGAUGGCCAUUGAGAGAUCCCAAGAUCCUGCGUCUGUUAUGCUAGCAGAGAGGGAAUGCGCCCGUCUUGUGUGGGACGAAGAUAGUUCCCAUCACUUCCUCGUCCAUCCCGCCCUCGCAACACCUUUCUGCGUCACCAUCGAGCGAUCCCCCUCAUGGUCUCGUGUAGAGUACACACUCGAACACAACGAAUCACCCCAACAUCUCGCCAAGCUUACCCGCGACGGCACCGGCAGCGGCUGGUUAGAGAUUGACACAGGCAUCGCCUCAAAGAUAGAGUCAUACUUUAUCGUCGACGUAGCAGUCACAGCACUUCUCCUCGUAGCCCAAGGCGACGAAAAGAACAAUCCCAUCACAGAAGCCUUUGAGCCUCCACCACCUCUGAUCCUCACAGCCAAGCAAGAAAAGCGUCUUAGCAAGCUAGGCAAGCGCGAGGAAAAGAAGAGCAAGAAGCGCAACAUGGAAGCGUUUGAGAUUGACGUCGAAAGUCAAGAUGAGAGUCUCGGCAAGGGCAAGAAAGAGAAGGAAGACAAGUUACCCUUUUUGCUUCGGGUGAUUGUCAAGAUUGUCAAGGGUCUUUUUGCUUGUUUUAUCUGGUUGUUGACGAUAAGUUUCCGAUGUGUUGGGUUUGCGUUUAAAGGGUGUUGUGGGUGCCUCGCGUCAAAGUAUUAA
Molecule: messenger RNA, 1833 nt
Organism: Fusarium poae
Lineage: Eukaryota; Fungi; Ascomycota; Sordariomycetes; Hypocreales; Nectriaceae
Exons: 1
Coding region: 1-1833 (610 amino acids)
Source: RefSeq, a predicted model, not a curated record